Molecule: messenger RNA, 615 nt
Organism: Pseudoliparis swirei
Lineage: Eukaryota; Metazoa; Chordata; Actinopteri; Perciformes; Liparidae
Product: serine/threonine-protein phosphatase 6 catalytic subunit-like
Exons: 6
Coding region: 1-540 (179 amino acids)
Biological process (GO): peptidyl-serine dephosphorylation; G1/S transition of mitotic cell cycle
Cellular component (GO): cytoplasm
Molecular function (GO): protein serine/threonine phosphatase activity
Source: RefSeq, a predicted model, not a curated record
AUGGCGCCUUUACACCUGGACAAGUACGUAGAUAUAGCGAGACACUGCAAAUACCUGCCGGAAAACGACCUCAAGAGGUUAUGUGACUAUGUCUGUGAUUUACUGCUGGAGGAGUCCAACGUGCAGCCCGUCUCCACGCCCGUGACUGUGUGUGGAGACAUUCACGGCCAGUUCUAUGAUCUGUGUGAACUCUUCAGAACCGGAGGACAAGUUCCAGACACAAAUUACAUUUUCAUGGGAGACUUUGUGGACCGAGGCUACUACAGCCUGGAGACCUUCACCCACCUGCUGGCGCUGAAGGCCAAGUGGCCGGAUCGCAUCACGCUGCUGCGGGGAAACCACGAGAGCCGGCAGAUCACACAGGUGUACGGCUUCUAUGACGAGUGCCAGACUAAAUACGGGAAUGCUAACGCGUGGCGCUACUGCACCAAGGUGUUCGACAUGCUGACGGUGGCGGCCGUGAGUCCCUCUGAGUUCAACGGGGAGACUGUAGAUUCAGAGAGCGCCCCCUGCUGCUGGAGGAGAGCACUGCUGCUCUGAUAGAUGAGCAGGUCCUGUGUGUCCACGGUGGCCUUUCUCCUGACAUCAAGACGUUGGACCAGAUCCGGACCAUCG